CAAACAAACAACACAUCUUUUAUAUAAUAAUAUAAUGAGAAAGAAAGGAUGAGAGUUCUAGUAUCUAUAAACCGAACGAUCCCGUCCCUCGUCUCCUCUUCUGUUCAGCCCUGCUCACCGUCUCGGAGGAGGUCCGAAGUCGCUGCAGCCUCAAACACAGGAAGUCCCUCCUGAUCUCUGACCUGUCCAUGGACCCGGUCCCCAUGGACACGUACUCCACGCACAUCAUGGACCCCAGCUGCAGAACCCUGCGGGAGACUCAGCCCUGGACGUCGCCUCAGGUGUCGGAGCGCUACCUGUCGGCCCACCCCUACCCCACGGUGGGUCAGAUCAGCCCGCGCACACGCAAGUCCAUGAGCCUGGACAUGGGUCAGCCCUCACAGGCCAACACCAAGAAGCUGCUGGGCACCAGGAAGAGCUUCGAUCACCUCAUAUCGGACUCUAAAGCACCGAAGAGACCAGAGAUGGAGUCUGGUAUGACCACGCCCCCUAAGAUGAGGCGAGUAGCGGAGAACGACUACGAGAUCGAGACUCAAAGAAUGGGGAACUCUCACCUGCGCAAGGUGUCCGUCUCCGAGUCCAACGUCCUGCUGGACGAGGAGGUGCUGACCGACCCAAAGAUCCAGGCUCUGCUGCUCACUGUGCUGGCCACGCAGGUGAAGUACACCACGGACGACUUCGAUCAGAGGAUCCUGUACGAGUACUUGGCCGAGGCCAGCGUUGUCUUCCCAAAGGUGUUUCCUGUCGUCCACAACCUGCUGGACUCUAAGAUCAACACGGUUCUGUCCAUGUGUCAGGACACCAACCUGCUGAACCCGGUCCACGGCAUCGUGCAGAGUGUGGUGUACCACGAGGAGUCGCCCCCCCAGUACCAGCCCUCCUACCUCCAGAGCUUUGGCUUUAAUGGUCUCUGGAGGUUUGCUGGACCCUUCUCUAAGCAAACACAGAUCCCCGACUACGCCGAGCUGAUCGUGAAGUUCCUGGAGGCGUUGAUCGACAGCUACCUGCCGGCGGCCGACGAGGAGCGAGGGGAGGAGCAGCUGAGGACGCCCACCUCCCCCUACCCCCCCACCAGCCAGAGCCAGCUCAGCAUCACUGCCAACCUCAACCUGUCCAACUCCAUGACCUCACUGGCCACCUCGCAGCACUCACCAGGUCUUUAACACAGAGAUCCACUGCAGUCGCUCUCAAACACGCCGUCUACUUGAGCUACAGCGCCCCCUGCUGUUUCAUACGAUACACUACACACAGUGAAGCCACAGAGAAACAUCGUCACGUUGCUUUAGUGCAGUCUGAGUUCAGUCUCUGAGAGUUUCUAGGAAUAAACCACAGCCCAUAUAUAUGUUUUUAUUGUUUUAUUAAAUAGGGACAUUAAUAAAACGGCAAGAGUCUAUUUUUAAUCUUUAGUCCCUCGACAGAUGUUAAAAAAAAGUCACCCUUAAAAAUAGAAUUUAAGAUUAAAAUGACAGUUCUGCAUCAUUUAAACUUUACAAGCAUGUAGUAAGAAUAAUAGAAGAGAUGAUGAUAAUAUGAGUUAGUGGAGCAACGGAUCAUAAAACUCAUAAAUCAGAUCAGCAUCAAGGAGAAAGGGAGCAAAUAUUACUUGUACUUUGCUUUAAUUAUGUAAAAGAUGUAAUUUAAAUCUCUGUUUUAUAUUCAUGUGAAAACAUCUCCUUCAAACUACUGGAUUUAUUCAAGUUUAUCACCAAA
This is a messenger RNA of Anarrhichthys ocellatus (wolf-eel), 1710 nucleotides long. Its product is annotated as neurofibromin-like. The record is from RefSeq and is a predicted model, not a curated record. Lineage: Eukaryota; Metazoa; Chordata; Actinopteri; Perciformes; Anarhichadidae. The transcript has 8 exons. Bases 189 to 1163 code for a protein of 324 amino acids.